Catharus ustulatus (Swainson's thrush) is the source of this 2523-nucleotide messenger RNA. RefSeq names its product lipase member M-like. Gene Ontology annotation, molecular function: hydrolase activity, acting on ester bonds. The record is from RefSeq and is a predicted model, not a curated record. Bases 38 to 1234 code for a protein of 398 amino acids. The transcript has 10 exons. NCBI's taxonomy places the organism in Eukaryota, Metazoa, Chordata, Aves, Passeriformes, Turdidae.
GUCUUGACUCGCACCUUGGUGAUACCACAGGCACAAGAUGUGGCUGUUUAUUGCAAUCCUGUUUCUCAUACAAGCAUCCACCAACUCUGAAGACGCCACCAAGCAGAAAAAGGCUCUGAAUCCCGAGAGUCUCAUGAACGUUAGCCAAAUCAUCUGCCACAGAGGGUACCCCAGUGAGGAGUAUGAUGUCCUGACUCGUGACGGCUACUACAUCCACCUGAACAGAAUUCCUCAUGGAAGAGAAAAGCCUAAGAACAGAGGGCCCAGGCCAGCUGUGUUUCUCCAGCACGGGAUACUUGGAGAAGGCAGCCACUGGGUGGAAAAUCUGGCUAACAACAGCCUUGGCUUCAUACUAGCAGACUCUGGCUACGAUGUGUGGCUGGGAAACAGCCGGGGGACGAGCUGGUCCAGGAGACACCAGAACCUUUCAGCUGACCAGGUGGAAUUCUGGGAUUUCAGCUUCCAUGAGAUGGCAAUGUACGACCUCCCGGCCGCCAUCGACUUUGUGCUGCAGAAAACGGGGCAGAAGCAGCUCCACUACGUUGGCUACUCCCAGGGCUGCUCCAUUGCGUUUAUUGCAUUUUCAUCCAUGCCCGAACUGGCUCAGAAAGUCAAAAUGUUUUUUGCCCUGGCUCCAGUAGUGGCACCCAAGCACUCCAAAAGUCCAUUAAUAAAGAUGCAGCUCCUCAUGGACAAGAAGCUCAAGAUGAUUCCGCUGCUGCUGGGCAGAACGGACGCGUCCCUGCGGGUGAGGAAGCUGUGGCGGUUCCUCCCGGAGCUGUGCAGGCACAUGCUGCUGCACAAACCCUGUGUCAACCUCCUCUUCCUGCUGAGUGGCUACAACGAGAAGAACCUCAACGUGACACGGCUGGAUGUGUACACAUCCCACUAUCCAGAUGGCACCUCUGUCAAAAACAUCAUCCACUGGGCCCAGGUGGCAAAAUCUGGAGAAUUCAAAGCCUUUGACUAUGGCAGCGAGAACCCAGCCAGGUACCACCAGGACACCCCGCCCUUGUACCGCGUGGAGGAGAUGCCGGUGCCCACCGCGGUGUGGUCGGGAGGGCAGGACUGGGCAGCUGACUGGAGGGACGUCCUCCUGCUGCUGCCCCGCAUCACCCACCUCGUCGCCUACACCCACAUCCCCGACUGGAACCACUGGGACUUUGUCUGGGGCCUGGACGCCCCUGGGCGCCUCUACAGCAGCAUCCUGAGGAUGAUGGAAGGGUCCCGGUAGAGCGGCGGCUCCCGGGGAGCCUGGCCCGUGUCCCUCAGCUGAGACAGCCCGAGGAGGGGUGGGACACUCCCCGCUGUCCCCUCCCUCCUGACGCGCUUGUGGUGAUGGUGCUUUCCAUGCAUCCCUUGGUUGUUGGGGUCUCUCCUCCUUGCUUGGGAGCUCCUCAAGCACCGGUGGCACGGCGCUGGGGUCAGCCAGGACAGGAGCCACCAGCCCUGCUGGAACGGUCCCAACAUGAUGGUGCUGAGCCAGGGGGACGUGGGGACCCUGCCAUGACCCCCCAGUGGCUGCCCAGUGGGUUGUGGAUUAGAGGAGGUGGAAGGGAGCUGGGCCUGUUGAGUCUGGCUGUGGGGGGACAGGCUGAGAGCAGCCCCCCAGCCAUGGCACACAAAGGAAUGGAGGGGAUGGCUGAGGCCAAACUCUUCUUGGCAGCAGCAACAGGUGAUGCAACGAAGGGUUCUGGCCACAGAUUACAGCCCAGGGGGUUCAGGUUGGAUGUGGAGAAUCCUUUUUCCCCAAGACAAGUCCCCGAGAAGUGGGAGGUCUCCAUCUGGGCCAAGCCAGGCACCUGUGUGCAUUGUUUGGGCUGAGACUCAGGGGUCAGAGAUCCCCAGGAAUGGCUGCUUAGCUCAGCACCAGAACACUGGGAAUGAUCAUCCCACAUCCCUGGGAGCUGGUGAUCCCAAAUGCCCUGGGCUGGGUCACAGGGCCACCGUACCCCCAGGAAGCUGCUGCCGGGCUGAUGUCCCCAGCCUGUCCCACUGCGCUGCUUGCUGCAAACCCGGAGGUGGGGAAAAUCCCUCCAAAAUAAAUACUCAGAGGGGAUGCUUUGACACCCCCAGCUCUUCCUUGCAUGUGAAUAUUUUCUGGGGAGCUGCCAGGGCCAGCAGGGACACAGUAACCCCACGGGCAGCUGGUAGAGCUGGGUGGCACAGUGUGUUCUCCAAGGGAGUAUCCCAGUACAUCCCAAUACCCUAUCCCAUCCUAUGGCAGGUGGCAGGAGCGCUUGCUGAUGAAAACACCCCACCAGACAACUUUGGGAGUGGAGAGGCUUAUUGUAUCCCCGAAGGUUUGGGAAUCACGAGUGGGCGGGAGCGCUGGGACUGGCCCUUGGGGCAGUUCUGCUGGGAUUUGUGGCGGGACGAUGGGCAUCCAGUGCUCCUCCACCUCCGUGGCUGGCCGGCCACGGUGUGAGGUGGAUGAGCGGGAGCAGAAUGGGGAGAGGAGGAGGGUGGGGAGAUGAUCCCAGGGCUGCCCCCUCUCCCACGCCGGCACCGGGUGCAGGCAGC